Molecule: messenger RNA, 288 nt
Organism: Lithohypha guttulata
Lineage: Eukaryota; Fungi; Ascomycota; Eurotiomycetes; Chaetothyriales; Trichomeriaceae
Exons: 2
Coding region: 1-288 (95 amino acids)
Source: RefSeq, a predicted model, not a curated record
AUGGUUAUUGGUGGUACUUAUGAGAUUGCCUGGACUGGAGCAACUGGUCUGGUUGACCUCUACGUCAAGAAGGACCCAUCACACUCCUCAUGGCGGUCAUAUAUAUAUGGAUCUGGUAACGCUACCUCAGUCAACUUCACCGUGAGCGAUCUCUAUGUAACAGCCGGUAUGGACCCUGGACGCACCUAUGUUUUCACGCUAUGGGAUGAUCUCGGCAAUUGCACCUCGUCACCCAUUUACCUCCGAGCUGCAUUGACGAAGUUCCGAGGUCGGCGCCAGAUUACAUAG